AUGGCCAUCGGCACCAUCCUCGUCUCCGUUUCUUCCACACUGUACCACAGGAAACUGCUCUUCUCAGCCUUUGCAGCGCUGCUGCUUGUUGUGGGGAAGCCCAGGCCUGCUCACUCUUUCCCUCUCAAGCUGAAGACCUCCACCAUCUCGGCGGCGCCGGGAAUCCUCCCUUACGACCCCAAAUUCUCGUCCCUUGCGCCGGCGUUGGCUCCCGACGUAAUGCCGGUGUUCCCCACCCCCGGGGGCAGCGCCGCGGCGCCGCCGGCCAGCUCGUUGCCCACCAUCCCAUCCAGCCCGAGCCCGCCGAACCCCGACGAGCUGCAGCCCAAUUCGGCCACCGCUCCUUCCGGCUCCGCCGCCCUGACGUCGGCCGCGGCGCGCUCCAGGGGCAGCCUCGGCGGCGUGAGCGUGGCCAUGGUGGCUGGGCUCCUCCUCAUGUGGUGGUUGGAUGUCGUGGGCAAGUGA
This is a messenger RNA of Musa acuminata AAA Group (dessert banana), 465 nucleotides long. Its product is annotated as classical arabinogalactan protein 26-like. The transcript has a single exon. Lineage: Eukaryota; Viridiplantae; Streptophyta; Magnoliopsida; Zingiberales; Musaceae. The record is from RefSeq and is a predicted model, not a curated record. The coding region runs from base 1 to 465 and encodes 154 amino acids.